ACUGCUGUUAAACGGAACUCCACAGACCAGAGGAUCGUUGGGACAGAAAGAUGCCACUGGUCACUCAGUAACGCUGCAUUUUUAUCAAGUAUAAGCACCUCGCUGCGGUUUUCACAGGCAGUUGCACUGAAGCUGAUUUCGUCUGGAUUUUAAGUUUGUUGCGCUCGGCUUUGGAGGUGACAGGCUGGACCCGCCGCUGCCCGCAGAGACGGAGGUGAUGGACCGAGAUGCAGACGCGGAUGCGAGGAGGAAGAUACAGUUCUCCGUGCCUUCCUCCGUGCCCACCCAGCUGGACCCGCGACAGGUGGAGAUGAUUCGACGUCGGAGGCCGACACCUGCCACACUGUUCAGACUGACAGACCCACCAUCACCAGAGGAAGAAAGCAGCCCACAUCAGGUAGAUGUGCACGUGAGCAUUCACUCUAUGAGAGCUAAAAAUCCACUGCAGUGGGCUCUUGGGGAAAAUGGAGCUUUGAAAGCCAAACUGGUUCACAUGUCAACCUACCAGCCGCCAUCUCUUAAAGCUGUCCAGAAGAUGGCACAGGCCCAUUUGUCCUCCCUUGACAUGAGGUCUGUAGACAUAGAGUCGUCUUCAGGGGAAGAAGAGGAGCAACAUGACGAGGAGAGGCAGCAGAAAACCUCAGGUGGAUCCAAAAGAAGAAAGCAAACCACAGAGGGAACGUUGUGGUCGUCUGGACAGUCCAACAGAAAGUCUCUGUCAUCACCACAAAGACAAAGAGGAGGCCAAAGAAAGACAGGAAGAAAAGGGAGAAUGACAAAAGAAGAGGGCUGUGAUGGAGACAGAAUUAGUGAGAAAUCUAUAUGCAUAGCACGUGUAUGUACCAUACAUAUGUGUGCAUGAAAAAGUGUGUAAGUGUGUAGUAUUUGGGUCUGUGGGUAAAAGUGUAAAAGAAGAAUGUAGAAAAAAGAAAAGCACAACAGAGAUUCUUUGACAAAGGUCAGACUGUUAUUGAGCUGACUGAGGAAACAUUUAGCCUGAGACUUGUGAAGUAAAUCGCAUCUCCAUGAGCCAAAGAAGCGAGGGUGAAAUUCCAAUCAGAGAACGACACUGCACAAGACAUAUGAGAAUAGCUAAGAACUGUUGUAUUUUCAUAAAGCAUUCAUAACAUUUUCAAAAAUGUGUUUUUUUAUUCUGUUGUGUGAAGGUGUGUGAAGACUGUGAGACUCAUUUCAUCUGUAUUUGAAGAAUUAGAAUUUACAUUGCCUUUACUGACAUCACGUUUAAAGGGGCAUGAACCAAAGUGACACGGGUGCUAAAUCUACAUUUCACGUCCAAUUAAAAGAUGGCAAAUGAAGUGCGCAAUUUACGAAAAAGCCAAAUGUCACAGCAGGUAGUGAACACAGAUUUGCAGCAAACACGUUUUCCUGUGUGUAUUGUACAAAUGCACAAGAUUACAUUUUGUAUGUAGUAUCACUGAAAACAGUAACAGGCUGUUAUUUUAAGGAGUAUCAUGCAAUGUGGCUUGUGGUAGAUGAUGUGGUUGACAGACAUGAUACUUUGUGUUAAAUAAAAGUCUCCAGUGCAGUAAACAUAGCCAGUCCCUGCUGAAAUUUAGCUCAGAAAUUGUGGGACUUCUUCCAAAGUCAUAUGCAACUCUGAAGUUUGCUUUUCAGUUUGCUUUCCUCAGUCUUUCACAUAUUUGUCUGCAAGGUCAAGAAAUCAAAAGACUGAGGAUUACAGACGAAUUCAGCACAAUCACAGCCACAGUAGACCAGAUUAUAUCCUAACAGAUUAAUCCAACUAAUCACGAUAAUGCAGCAGUGUUUCUGGCUAGAUAUUUUGAACAGUUUUUUUUUUUUGUAAAAUGGAGAUUAGCAGACAUGAUAUGUUUGGGAUGGCACACGUGUCAGCUUGAUCCUGCAAGAAGACUUACCUGAUUUUCAGAAACAUCACAUAUAACAGUUUAUUCAUGACCCUGUACAUAAACACUGUUUUGUGGUGAUUGAUAUUAAAUCAUUUAUAAUAGGCUGUGUUUGUAUAUUUUGGUCAUAUAUUCUGAGUUCUGAGUUCAUAUGUUCUGCUGUUCUGAGUUUUUAUUAUCUGAGAGCUCUAAAACAUUUUUUAAAUGUUUGCAGACAGCCUUGGAUUUAACCAAGGAUAUUUGUGUUCUUUAUCAUAGGUAUACACUCACCUGCCACUUUAUUAGGCACACCCAUUCAACUGGUUUUGCAGUGACUCAACUUAGCUCAAAUUUAGCCAUGCAUAUGUGUUCAAGAAAACCUGCUGAGGUUCAAAUUGAGAUUUGUAAUGGGGAAGAAAGAUGAUUUUAAGUGAACAUGGCAUGGUUGUUGGUGCCAGACAGGCUGGUCUGAGUAUUUCACAAAUGCUGAUCUACUGGGAUUUUCCCACACAACCAUCUCUAGGGUUUACAGAGAAUGGUCUGAAAAAGGAAAAAAUAUCUUGUGAACGGAGCUCCUCUGUGUGAAAAUGUCUUGUUGAUGCAAGAGGAGAAUGGCCAGACUGCUUCAAACUGAUAGGGAGACAAACCAAGGUUUAUUGAAUGCACAACACGUAGAAUGGGCUACAACAGCAGAAGGCCACACCAAGUGCCACCAUUGUCAGCUAAUAAACAAGAAACUGGGUGUACAGUUCGCACUGGCUCACCAUGAUUGGUCAACAGAAGAUUGGAAAAAUGUUGUCUGGCCUGAUGAGGCUGGAUAUCUGAUGCAACAUUCAGAGGGUAGUGUCAGAAUUUAGCAUAAAGGCAUGGAUCCAUCCUGCCUUGUAUCAGUUGUUCAUGCUGGUGGGGGUGGUGUCAUGGUGUGGGGCACACUUCCUUGGCACACUUUGGGCCCCUUACUACCAACUGAGCAUCAUUUAAAUGCCACAGCCUACAUGAGUAUUGUUGCUGACCACGUCCGUCCUUCUAUGAUGACAGUGCACCCAUCUUUUGAUGGCUGCUUCCAGCAGGAUAACACACCAUGUCACAACCAAAGUUCAAAUCCUCAAAACAGCUAUUUUAAUCCAGAAUUUCAAACACUGGAUACAUUUCUAAGGUUUUAUUUCAAGUCAAAUUUCCAACUUAAAAACAUGACAAUGCAAUGACACAAAGAUUUGAUGACACUUGCAGCUACACAGUGCUGUGCAAGUCGACGGAUUACUCUUUUGUCCUUUUAGCAUAUGACGCAAACAGCAAAGUUCAGACAUUUAACAUUCAUUCAUGCCAACUGUUUCCUAUGCAAUUCAAUGUGUGAAGACUCCUUUAAUCCUUGGCUCAGCUCUCUCAUCCUUGCACACUCUGUCAUUAAUCUUUAUUUUUAUUAGUAAUAGUAGUAUUAACAGACUAACUCAGAGACACAGAGAUGCAUUUACAGCCACUUUCGAAUCACUGAUUAACCUGAGAAGCAGGUCUUUGGAAAGGUUAAAAACUUUCUUGCUGGGAGGCAACUGAUGCACCACUACUGGCUAACUCGUGUAACUAAUCUGACUGCACUAAGUUUUAAGGUUAGUUAGUCUUCUCCCCUCACCUAGUUUAGUCCACUGUAACUUAACUGAAGUUUAUAUAAGGUGUUUUUCAUUUCAUUUAGCACUUAAAGCACUUUUUAUAGUCCAGCUGUCUGCAAACAGAUUUUUUAAUGCUUACACACACAUGCAAACCUAGAUGGAUGCAUCAGGUGAUGCGUGGGGUUCAUUAUCUUGCUCAACAACACUUCAACAUACAGAUGAAAGAAGGAGACAAACCCUUCUAAAUCCUGAGCCACCAUAAACUACAUUUUUGGGGCCAUCGUUCCGAAUUGUGAAACCAGUGAGGAGUGUAAGGGGAGAUGUGAUAGAAACAAACAACAUACAAAUGAUCUGAAUGUAAGAUUGCAUGUUGGACCAGUGGUUCCCAGUGUGCCGUGAAAUAUG
Archocentrus centrarchus (flier cichlid) is the source of this 3871-nucleotide messenger RNA. Its product is annotated as protein phosphatase 1 regulatory subunit 1B-like. Bases 218 to 862 code for a protein of 214 amino acids. Gene Ontology annotation, biological process: intracellular signal transduction. Gene Ontology annotation, cellular component: cytoplasm. Gene Ontology annotation, molecular function: protein phosphatase inhibitor activity. The record is from RefSeq and is a predicted model, not a curated record. The transcript has 5 exons. Lineage: Eukaryota; Metazoa; Chordata; Actinopteri; Cichliformes; Cichlidae.